UCUGUGUACCUGUGUACAUGCAAAAUGUCGGCUACCAGAACUCUUUCACACGCUCAACGAGUGUUAAGAUUGUACAAAAAGUCUGUACGGCAUUUGGAAUCAUGGAUACCUGACAGGCCAUCUUUUAGAUAUGAAGCAACAGUUCUCCGUGCAAGAUUUGAUGAACACAAAAAUGAGACCAACAUGCAAAAAGCUGCACAGAUUUUACAAGCUGGAGAAGAGGAAUUCUGGGAGAGGCAACAUCCACAACCAUACAUAUUCAUUGAUUCAUUUGGAGGAACUAGAUAUGAGCGUAACAUCCCUGCUCCAGAGUGGGUUCUGAAUCACUGGCAUCCUAUCGAGAAGGCCCGUUAUCCCUAUUACUUUGCAAGACGAGAGAAGAGGUUAGCGGAGGAGCAAGCACGGUGGGACCAGCUGGUGGAGGAAGAAAGGCAGCUCAUAGCAGAAGGAAAACUUCCUCCCAAGGAAGCCCUUCCUUCAUGAUUGUUUUUACCACUGCAAAAUAUAGUUUUAGAGUCAAUUUAGUUGUGUCUUUUGGAGGACAAGGUUUUUAUCUUGCUAUAUUGUUGACAAUGUAAAUUCGAAUUACACUGUGCCAGUUAGUAACAAUUCUUUCAUUUUCACGCAGUUGAUUGUAAAUCAACGAGAUUAUGUGUAUAGAACACAUGUCUAGAAUACCCAUAAAUGAUUUUAUCAUAGAAUGGGAAAAGCUUGUGUUCUUGUUCGUAUUCGUAAGUUCAUGAUAUGGAUAGCGUUGGAUUUUAAUAUCUAUACCUCUUUGUCAUAUAUUUAUUAAUUUGUCAUGGAUGAGUGAAACCUUUAACAUUCAAUGAUACAUGAUUCUCUAUGCUAGAGAAUAACUCCCAACACAAUAUUUAAGAUAAGAAAAUGCCAAGCAAUAUGUUGAACAGUGGAGGAAGUGUGAUUUGAUUUUACAUUAAUUGACGGAACAUAUAUAAGGUUUAAGACUGAAUGAAGAUAAACCUUGCCCUUUCUGUACAGAAUAUGUGAAAUUAAAGAUGAUAAUUAACAAAGGAA
Molecule: messenger RNA, 1038 nt
Organism: Lytechinus variegatus (green sea urchin)
Lineage: Eukaryota; Metazoa; Echinodermata; Echinoidea; Temnopleuroida; Toxopneustidae
Gene: ndufb9
Product: NADH dehydrogenase [ubiquinone] 1 beta subcomplex subunit 9-like
Exons: 4
Coding region: 25-483 (152 amino acids)
Biological process (GO): mitochondrial electron transport, NADH to ubiquinone
Source: RefSeq, a predicted model, not a curated record